AUGGGAAUUAAUUUGAGUCGACUUAAAAUGAUUAGGGAGAUCGGUUCAACAACAAUUAUGGAUUCAAAAAUUAUCACAACAAAACAUGCAAAUUCAAAAUCCAAAGAAAUUCUGGAGAUUAAAUCGGAACCUCGGAUAACCAAAGAAACUCAGGUGAUCGAACAUCAAGUUGCUGAGGAAACUCGGGAGAUUAAUUUAGAACCUCAGAUAGUUAAAGAGGAUUGGGAGAUUAAAUCGGGAAUUCAAGUAACUAAUGAUACUCAAGAGAUCUUAUCAGUUUCUCAGAUAACUCAAGAGGUUAAUCUCGAAUCUCAAAUGACCAAAUCUCCAAUGAUCGAAUUUACUGAAAAGGUUCAGGCAACAACCCUUGAUUCCAAAAUCAUCUCAAAUCAACAUAUUGAAUUAAUUACAAAAUUGAUCGAUCAUGUGGACACUGCAAAUGAAAUCCACAUCGAAGCAUUUCUUAAUGAAAUAUGCAGAACCAAUAGAAAAAAGAACGUCAGGAAACGUGGAACAGAAAAUCUUAUAAUGUGCCAAAACCAAAACCUUGAAUCAAACGAUCACUAUGCAGCAAUCCUUAAAUAA
Funneliformis geosporum is the source of this 585-nucleotide messenger RNA. The record is from the annotation of a GenBank genome assembly. Lineage: Eukaryota; Fungi; Glomeromycota; Glomeromycetes; Glomerales; Glomeraceae.